Messenger RNA from Manihot esculenta (cassava), 1765 nucleotides. Its product is annotated as high mobility group B protein 6. Gene Ontology annotation, molecular function: DNA binding. Lineage: Eukaryota; Viridiplantae; Streptophyta; Magnoliopsida; Malpighiales; Euphorbiaceae. Bases 74 to 1582 code for a protein of 502 amino acids. The record is from RefSeq and is a predicted model, not a curated record. The transcript is spliced from 8 exons.
ACAUUAUCCUCAGUUUCUCGCUUUACGUCUCAGACGACAAAACUCUUUCUUCCUAACCUUCUUCGGGUCGAUCAUGGCUGAUACUGCAAUUGCCUCGCUCAUCAACGUUGAGCCAGUCCCCACAAAGAAACCAAGAAACAAUAGGAAAGCUCUGAAACAGAAAAACCCAUCAACAAAUGAGGUUAAUAUCAUGGCUCAGAAGCUCUCCGAGAUCUCUCCCGUUCCCCCUCCACCAUCAGACACUGAUCCUUUGAAAGAGAACCACGAAAGCCUCUCUCAAUCUCGCUCUUCUCCCAAGAAAUCGAAGGCUAAGGCCCCAAAGGCUAAGCAGACAAAGCAGACCUCUUCAUUUGAAAAGGACAUGCAAGAAAUGCAAGAAAUGCUUCAGAAGUUGAGGAUUGAAAAGGAAAAGACUGAGGAGUUGCUGAAGGAGAAGGAUGAGAUGCUGAAGGCCAAAGAAGAGGAGCUUGUAACCAAGGGCAGAGAGCAAGAGAAGUUACAGAUGGAGUUCAAGAAGUUGCAGAAACUGAAGGAGUUUAAGCCCAACAUGAUUCUGCCGCUUGUUCAAUCAUCGCAAGAUGACCAAGACAAGAAGAAGAAGAAAAAGAAGGGUGGCCUUGAAAAGAAAAGGCCAUCUCCACCUUACAUCUUGUGGUGCAAAGAUCAAUGGAAUGAGGUCAAGAAAGAGAAUCCAGAUGCAGAGUUCAAAGAGAUCUCAAACAUCUUGGGGGCAAAGUGGAAGAGUGUUAGUGCAGAGGAAAAGAAGCCUUAUGAGGAAAAGUAUCAGGCUGAAAAGGAAGCCUAUCUGCAGUUAAUUGCAAACGAGAAGCGAGAGGGUGAAGCAAUGAAGCUGUUCGAAGAGGAGCAUAAGCAAAAGACAGCAAUGGAAUUGCUUGAACAGUACAUCCAAUUCAAGCAAGAAGCAGAAAAGGAGAACAAGAAGACCAAGAAAGAAAAGGAUCCGCUGAAACCAAAGCAGCCCAUUUCAGCUUUUUUCUUGUUCUCAAAUGAGAGACGGGCUGCUUUACUUUCAGAGAAGAAUGUUCUGGAGGUGGCAAAGAUUGCUGGUGAGGAAUGGAAGAACAUGACGGAAGAAGAAAGGAGGCCUUAUGAAGAGAUGGCAAAGAAGAACAAGGAGAAGUACUUGCAAGAAAUGGAGGCCUACAAGCAGAAAAAGGAUGAAGAAGCUAUGAAUCUAAAGAAAGAAGAAGAAGAGAUGUUGAAGCUUCAGAAACAGGAAGCCCUGCAACUGCUUAAGAAGAAGGAGAAAACAGAAAACAUAAUCAAGAAAACCAAAGAGAAACGCCAGAAGAAGAAGCAGCAGAAUGCUGAUCCUAACAAGCCCAAAAGGCCUGCAUCUUCAUUCCUUCUGUUCAACAAAGAAGCAAGGAAAUGUUUAAUGCAGGAGCGGCCAGGGAUCACCAACUCUACCCUUAAUGCACUGAUUUCUGUGAAAUGGAAGGAACUUAGUGAAGAAGAGAGGCAAAUCUGGAAUGUUAAAGCUGCUGAAGCCAUGGAAGUAUACAAGAAGGAAAUGGAAGAGUACAACAAAUCUGCUGCAUCCUCAGAUGACAAACCAUAAAUAGCUUUUAGCUAAUAGGCUGCUGUAGUUAAAAUGAUGUUCAAGUGUUGAUUUUUUGAACAUCUUGUAGCUUGGCCAUCAGUUCCAUGGCCUAAUUUUCCUUUGUAGCAAUUGACUCACUAUCUCUUUUUUGUGCUCAAUCUCAAUUCCAAAAUUGCGAUUCAGUGAAUUGCUUAUCAUCAA